AUGCGGUGGAUGCUGUUUCCACGGUUGAUCUGCCUCCUGGCAGGAGCGUCAGUGUGGAUGGAGCUCGGUGUGGCCAUUUCGAUCCAUGUCGCCUACUCGCAUGCAGGGAUCUGCCCCAAUGACAUGAACCCUAACUUGUGGGUGGAUGCCAUGAGCACCUGCACCCGAGAAUGUGAAUCUGAUCAGGAGUGUGAAUCCUUUGAAAAGUGCUGCCAAAAUGUCUGUGGGAACCGCAGUUGUGUAGCCGCCCGUUACAUAGAUGAGAAGAAGGGCCCCAUGGGAAUGCCCAAGGAAGCAUCCUGUGCCAAUUUUAUGUGCAGCCAGCAGGGGUCUGAGUGUGUCAUCUGGGACGGUCACCCAGUGUGUAAAUGUCGGGACCGCUGUGAGAGGGAGCCUCAAUUCACCUGCGCCUCUGACGGCAUGACUUACUACAACAAGUGCUACAUGGAUGCAGAGGCAUGCUCUAAGGGCAUCACACUCUCUGUUGUGAUCUGUCGCUUCCACUUCACCUGGCCUAACACAAGCCCCUCCCUCCCAGAGCCAACCACCUUGCACCCAACCACAUCUCUCCUUCAGCUCACCAUCCCACCUGAGCCUCAGCCCCCUGUCACGGUCAGUAGCCCCUCUCACCAGGUUGUAAAUGUGGGCGACACAGCCAGCUUCCUUUGUGAUGUGGUGGGUCAACCCCAUCCAGAGAUAAACUGGGAGAAACGACUCCCUGGUGGGGUAGAGAGGGUGGUCAUGAGGCCCAAUCACAUGCGGGGUAACAUGGUGGUCACUAACAUUGGUCAGCUGGUCAUCUACAAUGCCCAGCCAAAAGAUUCAGGCAUUUACACAUGCACUGCUCAGAACCCAUUUGGCUCUGUGACAGCCCACUAUCAUCUCUCUGUGCUGCUGACAGAGGAGCUUGGCCCUCUAGAGUCCAAGAAUCUGACACAUUGCUCACCUGAAGAAUGUCUCAAACCCUCUGAAAGCCCAGAAGAUUGUGGGAGUAACCUGGAGAAAGUUAGUUGGUACUAUGAGUUCAAAUUUAACAAUUGCUUGGCUUUCACCAUAUGCCAAGGCAACCUUAACAACCAGCCUCCUGCUAAGGUCUUCAACACGUAUGAAGAUUGCAUGCAGUGCUGUGGUCCAGAGCUGUUGGGGCCUUGUGGGCUCCCCACCCAGCAGGGUCCCUGUAAAGCAUAUAAGCCUCGGUGGGUGUACAGCAGCACAUUGCGGGAGUGUCAGCCCUUCAUUUACGGAGGCUGCGAGGGCAAUGACAACAACUUUGACUCUAAACAGACCUGCGAGGAGAUGUGCCCCUUCCCAAAAAAUCAUCCUUGCAAAGCCUGCAAGCCAAGAGGCAAGCUGGUGACGAGCUUCUGUCAGAGUGACUUUGUCAUCCUUGGCCACAUGACAGAGAUCACACAAGAGAAGAGUUCAGGUCAUGCCCUGGUGACUGUAGAGGAGAUCUUCAAGGAUGAGAAGAUGGGUCUGCGCUUCUUUGGCAAGGAGCCUCUGGAGGUUACUUUUCUCAACAUGGACUGGAAUUGCCCUUGUCCGAACAUCACGAGCGCAGCUGCCGAGGGUCAGGUCAUCAUUAUGGGCAAUGCCAAUGAAGGCAUGGCUGUCCUCCAGCCAGAGAGCUACGUGGGCACUUCUAACCCUCGUCGGAUACGGAAACUGAAAGAACUAAUUUCCAAGAACACCUGUGAUGUUCUCAAAGUUAUCACUGACAGUCCAAAUUAG
Molecule: messenger RNA, 1731 nt
Organism: Nematolebias whitei (Rio pearlfish)
Lineage: Eukaryota; Metazoa; Chordata; Actinopteri; Cyprinodontiformes; Rivulidae
Product: WAP, Kazal, immunoglobulin, Kunitz and NTR domain-containing protein 2-like
Exons: 2
Coding region: 1-1731 (576 amino acids)
Cellular component (GO): extracellular region
Molecular function (GO): protein binding; serine-type endopeptidase inhibitor activity
Source: RefSeq, a predicted model, not a curated record